CUUUCAGUCAGAAAGUCCGAGUGGCUGGGUUUGACCUCCUUUCCAGCUCAUCUGAAGGAGAACGAGGGGAGGAGGGAGGCAGGAGGGAAAAUAAAUGUCCUGCUGAGGAGGCCAGCCAACAUUCCUACAUCACUUCCUCCUCUAACAUCUGGCAAUGAUCAGGGCAGGCAGAGAGAAAGAGAGGAUGUAUCGCACUGGCUGGCUUCAGUGUUCAUUUCCAGGCGUAGACAGUGAGGCAUCGCAUUGCAAGACCGCCCACUCGAUCUCACUCCCCCUACCAGCAAAACAAAAUGAAGAAAGAGGGAGUGGUUUUAUUCCCUGUAACUGAGUAAAAUAAUAAUGAUCUGAUACAGUGUAAAUGUUUACACUUUAUCUAUGACUCAGUUGUCCUCCUUCACUGCUUCAUAUCUUGUUUCCUACAUCUCGGGAUGGCCUAGCUGUGUUGUGCUGUCAGCGUCUAUCAGCAGUGAGCUACCUGGACCAGAGGUGUGUACCAGAAGCAGCAGCAGGGUGCAGACAUGAGUGUGACCUCCUGGUUCCUGGUGAGCAGCGGGGGGACUCGCCACCGACUCCCCCGGGAAAUGAUCUUUGUCGGCAGGGAUGAUUGUGAGCUCAUGCUACAGUCUCGCAGUGUGGAUAAGCAGCAUGCAGUCAUCAACUACGAGGCUGGGACUGAUGAGCACAAGGUCAAGGACCUGGGCAGUCUGAAUGGGACUUUUGUAAAUGAUGUCCGCAUUCAGGAGCAGAUGUACAUCACUCUGAAGUUAGAGGAUAAGCUGAGGUUUGGUUAUGAUACCAACCUGUUCACGGUGGUGAGAGGAGAGCUCACUGUGCCUGAGGAAGCUCUCAAGCAUGAAAAGUUCACUAGUGGCCUCCAGUUGAGCAAGAAGCCGUCCAACGGUGAAACCACUACCACCACAACCACAAGCAAGUCUCCCACUAAGACCCCAACAAAGACACUAAAGUCCCCCAGUGGAAGCAACCUGAGGCCAGGGGAGAGUAGAACAACAGACGGGGUCACUUCCUCCAAAGAGCCACCGGCUAAACCUGUGGACACUCACAAAGCAGAGGAGAGGAUAGGAGGGGAUGUUACAGCACUGCCUCGAGGGACCCCCCUGUAUGGCCAGCCGUCUUGGUGGGGGGACGGGGAUGCAGAUGAUGAGAACUCCUUCAAACAGGAAACCAAGUCAUCCCACAAAAAACAUGACAGCUCAGACAGCAAAGAGGCACGUCGAGGGGAGAAAGCUAAAGAGGACAGCCUUCAUGCGUCCACAGGCCACGAUUCCAGUUACUUGGAGAUCCCUACAAAGGAGAGUCACAUGGCCAAUAACGGCAUCCAUGAGAUUCCCACCAAGGACACAGAGGGCACCUCCACACACACCACUACAGCUCAAGGUCACGCCUCCUUCACCAUAGAGUUUGACAACACUUCUCCAGGGAAAGUCACCAUUAAGGACCAUGUGUCAAAGUUCACACCCGACCAUCACAGAUCUCGCUCUAAGAAAAGUGGAGCAGGAAGUGGAGGAGCAGGAGCGAGGGAUUUGAGCACGCUGCAAGCUGCUAUGAUGGCAUCGGAAAGCAAGGUGGCCGAUUGGCUGGCUCAGAACGACCCCACUCUGAUUCGCAGCGAGUCAACAGAGGAGGACAGCAAGAGCAUCAAGAGCGACGUGCCGGUUCAUCUCAAAAGGCUGAAAGGCAGCAAGCAUGAAGAUGGUACCCAGAGUGACUCAGAGAAUGGACUGGGCCUACGUUUUGCCAAUCGCCGCCACGCCCUCGAGGAACGUCUAAAAGCAGCACACGGCCACGUGGGAGGAGGAGCAGGAGGGGGGAACAUAACAGUGAGCGGGACCCGAACUACUGGCACCCGCACUGCCUUCAUGAUUGAGUUCUAUGACGAGGAAAACCCUCGCAAGCGGCGGUCAUAUUCGUUUUCCCAGACUGCACCACUGCUGCCAGGAGGAUCUGGUGGGGAGGGACUCUGUCCCCAACCCCCCUCUCACCCCAAGGUGUUUAGCAUCUCCACCUCUGCUACUACAGCAUCAGACUCAGGUAAAGUCCCAGCCCCAAUACCAGCUACAGUGACUGUAGGUGCCCCUACGGCUGCCCGUGUGCUCCUCAAGCAGCGGUCAGAGGACCCGAGUAUCGGUCGGAGCUCAGCCAGUACCGGGCUGGCGACAGGUAGCCCCACCAGCCCCAGCGAGGACGCCUCAGUCGUGGGGAGAGGUGUGGGGACAGCUGGAGGGGAGGCAGAGGAUGACCACAGUGAUAAGGGGACCUACACUAUCGAACUGGAGAACAGGAACCCAGAAGAAGAGGAGGCCAGGCGCAUGAUAGACAAGGUGUUUGGGGUGCAGCAGAACCAGGACUCCGCUAUUCUGUCAGAUCUCAAAGGAGAAAGGAAAGGAAAGGAGACAGGAGAGGCAGGCAAAGAGGCUCUUCCCGGUGAUUCGAGCUGGGUUUCUCAGUGGGCUAGUCUUGCUGCCAAUCACACCAGGACAGACCCAGAGGGCUCAGGAGCAGAGACAGCCGCCUUCCUGCACAAAGAGAGAGGAGCUGAUGCCUUGGAGUCCAGUGUGUCCCUCAGCUUAGGUGAUUCCUCCUCCGGUCUGACUGACCGUAAACGUAGGACCCUCCCCCAGCUCCCUGUGGAUGACCCCCGGGCUAAAUCCAGCACCAAAGCUCUGGGACUGAGGUCUGAGAUUGGGGAGAAACAGGACACUGAACCCCAGGAAAAAGAGAACAAGGGAGACGGGGAAUCCCCAACUCCCAUGGAAGACGGUGAGAUGAUCGGUAAACGGAAACAAAGCUCCACCUCCUCUCCAUCCAAGGCUCCUCUCCGAACCUCUGGCAGCACUGAGCGGAGGAAGAGGUCAGAGGAAAGGAAAGGAGGAGGAACAGCAGAAGGAGGAGAGAAGUCUGGAAAGCCUCUAGUACGCCAAGGCAGCUUCACCAUUGAGAAGCCCAGCGCUAAUGUCCCUGCAGAGCUCAUCCCACGCAUCAACAGAGGCAGCACUGGGCGCGAACGCAGUGACUCUGUGGGAAGCAUGGACACUGCUACGCUCCUGAAGGACACUGAAGCUGUCAUGGCAUUCCUGGAGGCCAAACUAAGAGAUGAAAACAAACUAGACCAGAAAAGUAGUAAAACCAGCACCACCGGCUUCCCCCCUCGGACUGACUCCAUCUCCCCUGAGUCAGAUGUGGACACGGCCAGCACAGCUAGUCAUGUGGCUGGAGAGGCAGAGAGGAAAGCAGCGGCUGGUGGUACACAGAAACGACGUUCCUUCAGCAGCAUGCACCGGGAGAAGAGCAACAUGAGCACAUCUUCCAAGACCAGCGUCACCAACGCUAGCGCCCGUGAACGUUUGGAGAGGAAGACUAAAAGCAGAACUGUGGAAGCAACGAGCCGGACUGAUGCACGCCGCUCUGUUCAGCCAUCCACUGUCUCCUCCAGAGCACGCCAGCCUUCCCUGGAUCUCACCGAUGAUGACCAGACUUCUUCCUUCCCCAUUUCAGACAUCCUCUCCUCAGACCAGGAGACCUACUCUGGACCUGGGACUGGUUUUGGGCACUCUGCACAUGGACGUUCAGAUGAUGUCCUCCAUAGCAGGUCUGCUAAAAACUCCACCAGCAGUUCCUCCAAAACCAGCCGCACUCUCCAGGCGGCCACAGCCUCCUCACUGAACAAGCAGGCCUCACUGCCUCAGCCGCGGCCCACAAGAGCCUCCCUACUCCGCCGCGCCCGGCUGGGGGAUACAUCUGACACGGAUCUAGCUGAUGCAGACAGAGUGUCCGUGGCCUCUGAGGUGUCCACCACCAGCUCCACCUCUAAGCCACCAUCGGGUCGGAAGGGACUGUCACGGCUGGACAUGCUGGCUCAGCCGCGUAGGAACCGUCUAGGUUCCAUCUCAGCCCGCAGUGACUCAGAGUGUACAGUGACCCGGAGCUCCACCUCUUCAUCCCGUAUGUCAGCUGAGACUGCUCUGCGUCUGGGCUUACGCUCAUCGACACCCACAGAGAACAGGCUAACUCCCAGGAUGAGGGCCAGCAGCGUGUCCAAACUGAAUGAGACCAAGACUAAGACCACAACAUCGGGAUACUGCUCGCCCACAGUGUCCAGUAGCAGCAGGUGGAGACGCUUGCCACCGGAGUACGCCUCCACCUCAGAGGAAGAGUUUGGCUCAAACCGGAAUUCUCCAAAGCACGGAGGGCGCUCCCAUGUGCGGCCUCAUCACCUUGUCCCACACCGCAGUUCAAGACUCAGCACCACCCCGAGCCCAGGCUCCGGCAUGGUGACAGGUCCGGGUGGAGUGGCGGUCAAACACCGCAUGAAAGAGCAAGAGGAGUACAUCAGAGACUGGACAGCACACAGCGAGGAGAUAGCCAGGUUAUUCCCCUGUGUGCGCAGGAUCAGCCAGGACCUGGCUAAGGACUUGGCCAUCUUGGCUCGCGAGAUCCACGAUGUGGCCGGUGAGAUCGACUCAGUCAGCUCGUCUGGCACGGCACCCAGCACCACCGUCAGCACCGCCGCCACCACCCCAGGAUCAGCCAUCGACACCCGUGAAGAGGUAGGCCCUGCACGUCCCACGCAGCCGGAAAUACAGGAGAGCAUGAGAAAGUUGGUGGAUCGGGUGUUUGAUGAGAGCCUCAACUUCAGAAAGAUCCCUCCUGUGAUUUCAACCAGUAAGACACCAGAGAUCAACGGCAAGCCAGUGGAGCUCCGCCCCCGUGCCCCUGACAGUCUGGAGCCCCGAGCUCUGAGGAGACGCACCUGGAACCGAGAGGAGGCGGUGUUGGACAGCCUGCUGCUCAAUUCGGUCUCUCAGCUCUCCACCAAGAUCAGACACUCCAUUGACAAAACUGCAGGAAAGAUCAGGAUAUUGUUUAAGGAUAAGGACAGGAACUGGGAUGAAAUUGAGAAUAAACUGAGGUCAGAGAGUGACAUACCACUCCUGAAAACCUCCAACAAGGAGAUCUCCUCAAUUCUGCUUGAACUGAAGAGAGUUGAGAAGCAGCUUCAAGUGAUCAAUGUGAUGGUGGACCCAGAUGGGACUCUGGAUGCCUUGGCCAACCUCGGCCUGACCAGCCCCACCACCCCUACCAAGCCCCAAACCACCAAAACAACUUCCCCCUCUGCCACCAGCCCCGGGUCUCAGCUCCCAGCCAAAGAAUCGCUGCCGGAGAUCCUUCCUGGGCCAGGAGGGUCAACAGCCUCCGCCAGGGCUCAGUCCUCCUCUGCCAGCACAGGGGACACUGCGCGAGACAGCGGUGUCGGUCUCGGGUUAACAGGAGUCGGAGGACUGCCUUUCAACCGCAUUCGGCCGAGCGGAGAGGAGGCCAUCGCACAGAAGUGAACAGAAAGUUUCCUUGAAGGUUAUGUGAAUAAACAUGAGUCUGAAUUGGAGUGCAGGUGGCUGGUGAUCAGAGUUCACAACAAUAAGGAAGGUGGAGGAACAUUUAAACAUUUUUUUUUUCUGACAGAACAGUUGCCAUUCUCCAGACUAUACCACAUUAUGGUUAUAUGAUAAACAUAAUUUAGCAAAAGUGUUACCAGACCUCGCCGGAAAUGAAGUGCUUCAGCUGACCUUCAGACUCCACUGGCUAAACCCCAACUGAUGCAUCAUGGAUAUACCCCUUGAAUGGAAAUUGACUCAUGAAUGAUUUAGAUCGAGUAAUAUUAGCAUUUCAAAUGUAAACUGUUCAUGCCUACUGGCCAAUCUGACUUCCUGGUGGACUGAAGGCUACCUGGCUCUCUCUCAAUGGACACAUCUCUGUGGUUGUACAGUCUCCUCCAGUCUUCUCCUCUUGCCUUCUCCAUGUGUCUGGACCCUUCCUACACUAAAGACAUGCCUUAAAACACAUCCUCCGUAGUAGCAGUGUAACCCCCAUCCCCCUCAUGCCCUCAAAUAUUAUACAAGAUAACUUUUACAGUACUUUCAGACAUACAGAAUGCAUUGUAAAAUAACACUCGCAAAAGAUGUUCUAUUUACACUAUGAUGAAAUACAACACUGCAAUAAUUUAUUAGCUCUUGUUCAGUGCAAAGAAUAUUUCAGCAGCCUUAAAUAAUCAACCUAACAAACAGACAUGCUUUAUGCCUAAACAGUUACAAUUAUUUCACAAAUCAAGCAAGGAGAAUUGCAGUUUUAUAUAUUUCAUAACUUGAACUGUCCGUCCAUUGAACCAUCUCUCAAAGUGACUCUGUUGAACUGGAUUUGUAGUGCCUCCCCCAUCUCUGUGCACACCUAUCUGUCCUUCACCUCUUGUUUCCUUGUUUCCUUCCCUCCCUUCCUCUUCUCUCCCAGUAGUUGGAUGUUUGUCACUCCAGUAGCAUGUACAGGACAGAGCUGAGAGCUGUCUUCCUGCAAGUUGGCAUCUGUGUUGAUCUUACUAAUACUAAACGGUAGUUUUACAAAAUAGACACAGCCUUUGGGAAACCAAUGAUCAUUUUCAGUCAAAAUAAUCACUUACCAAAGUUAACGAGUUUAUUGAUAAUGUCAUUUUCGAGCCAUCCUGAAAUUCAUCUAUCGUGCAAAAGCUGCUUCUGUUUUUGAUGGAACUCACCAUCCUCUGCAGUUCACCUAUUCCUCUGAAUGUCAAGACCAUUUUUUUUGGCAACAAAUCAAAGAUUCAGAAAGCUUAUUUGUUGUAAUGAAACAUCUGAUCAUUGCUGCCAUAUCUUUAUUUGGCCCAUGUGACAUGACCUGUGACAGUCAGUGCCCUUAGCUUCUGGCUACAGUACAUCAACUCAAGUGUCCUAUGAUUUCAAAUUGGCUUUUUUCUACUUUUAUAGUCACGGGUGAUGUGACUUGUUUUUCAACCAGCAAAGAUAAACAGAAACUGUUUCAACUAAAUAUUUUAUAAUAUUUAGAUACUGUAGAUACUGUACUCCUUUUCUUUUUUAAUGCUUUGACUCACCUCACAAUGAAGUUCAUUUUUUCUUUAUCUGCCAUUAACCAGUUUGAGCUCAAGUACACACAAAAACUAAGCAUGAAAAAGCUGCUGGAAUUGGCUCAAAUAAAUGUCUUGUGGGGGGGG
Messenger RNA from Thunnus maccoyii (southern bluefin tuna), 7033 nucleotides. RefSeq names its product centrosomal protein 170Aa (gene cep170aa). The transcript is spliced from 22 exons. Lineage: Eukaryota; Metazoa; Chordata; Actinopteri; Scombriformes; Scombridae. Gene Ontology annotation, molecular function: protein binding. Gene Ontology annotation, cellular component: centriole. The record is from RefSeq and is a predicted model, not a curated record. The coding region runs from base 519 to 5351 and encodes 1610 amino acids.